Mesocestoides corti is the source of this 5673-nucleotide messenger RNA. The record is from the annotation of a GenBank genome assembly. Lineage: Eukaryota; Metazoa; Platyhelminthes; Cestoda; Cyclophyllidea; Mesocestoididae.
AUGCAUAAAUUCGAACCCUAUUGGGAUAAAGAGACAGUAGCAGCCGGUCUUUCAUCUGGUCAACUGCUGCUUGGCCAGUUGCGAAUCAACCCGAAGAAUUACACUGAAGCCUAUAUCAACCACCCGAAAGGGGACGCUGAUGUAUUUAUACCCGGAACAAAGGCACGAAAUCGAGCUCUCAAUGGCGAUAUUGUGGUUGUACGUCUGGAACCACUAAAAAACUGGAAAGUGAGUCUUGACUCCUGUGGACAGGGAGAUCAGCAGGCAGCUGUGGGCGGCAGUGCCACAUUCGUGACUGUUGGCGAGUUUCUUUGUCGACACCCGGAAGCUUUCCGGAAGCUAUUUAUGAACAUUUCGGGUGGAUUGAAGAAGGAUCUCGAUGGCUUCACAGAUCCAUCAAACAUCCCGGGAGAACCGGCACCAGGUCUCUCGUCAGCAGCACGUCUUCCCUGGUGGAACUUGAUUCAGCGUGUCGGUCGUGUGGUCUUUAUCCAUCGGCGUCUUAACUGCCGUGUCUGCGUUGGCUUCAUGCGUCCUUCGGUUUCGUCCUCGCAAUCUCAGAAAGAUGACAGGCAACUUCAAAAGCAAAACCAGGGUCCCUUGCCAGAAUGGCAAUUCGCUCUUCUCUCUCCGACUGAUAGCAGAAUGCCAAGGAUUAUCAUUCCGAAGGCUGCACAACUUGUGCGACGUUUCGAGGACGCCGUGAUGAAUUGUAUCGAAGCUGAAACUGAUCGAAUCCUCAUAAACGUCGGCUUCCCCUACGGCGUUGCUGGGGCAAACACAUUUCCCAAGGCCGUGGAGGACUACGUUUUGGAGCAGGUGGAGAAGUUGACCGCUGAAACGCAGGCUGAGUGCUCAAGGCGCCGCGAUUUCAGAUCUCGGUGUGUUAUUACCAUAGAUCCUCGGACAGCACGAGACCUAGAUGACGCCCUCCACGUUAGGCGACUUACUGACACGGAAAUAGCUGCCUUGUCUGCAAAAGGCGCAGAGAAUGCCAUGUAUGAGGUGGGUGUUCACAUCGCUGACGUGAGUUAUUACGUGAGACCAGGGGAUCCAGUCGAUGUGGAGGCUGCUUCGCGUGCUACCUCAAUCUACUUGGUCCAACUCUGCGUCCCCAUGUUGCCUCGCGCCCUCUGCGAGAAUCUCUGCAGCCUCCAUCCCGGGACCGAUAAAUUCACAGUCUCAGUAGUCUUCAAUUUGUCCGAGGAUGCACAGAUAUUAACGAAGUGGUUUGGCAGAACGGUUAUUCGCUCAAGGGCGAAACUUAGCUACGAAGACGCCCAGAGUUUUCUGGACGAUCCGGAACGUGACUGGCAAACCAGUGACUUUCCUACCUUCGCAGAGGGUACAGAUGUGAAGGAGAUUUGCCGCAGUGUUCUGCUACUCAAUGAGCUUGCGGACAAAAUUCGCACUCGCCGCUUCGAAGGUGGGUCGCUGCAACUGAACCAGGUUAAGCCGGUUUUCUCCGUAGCCGACGAUACCGGCCUCCCAAUCGGUGUAUCCCCCUUUAUUAUAAAGCAAGCAAAUCGCCUCAUUGAAGAGUGGAUGCUCGCGGCUAAUGAAGCCGUUGCGGUCCUGCUGGCGCGUUGGCUACCGAGGACAGCGUUCCUGCGCCGUCAUCCGCCACCCACUGCAAAACAGAUUCGGGAAGCUAAGUCAUGUCUCCGCUCCAUCGGUGUUGACGUUGAUAUUAGAUCGGCUGGCGCCGUGCAGAGCUCGCUUUACCGUCUCUCUGGGAAUCCGGUUACGAGGGGCUGGCAACACUCGGAUCGCCUCGCCGAACUGUGCGCCUCCAUGACCGACUGCACUGUGAAGGUGGAUGAGGCUACCACAGCCUCCAAAGAGGAUCACCUUGCAGACGAGGCUCAUAUGCUGGCCACACUCAACGUUCUCACCAAGUGCAUGAACCUCGCCGAGUACUACUGCUUGGGGGCUGUCAGUAAGACCGCCUACAUUCGUCACUACGCCCUCAACAUGGAAAAGUACACGCAUUUCACCUCGCCCAUCCGACGCUACGCCGACGUGAUUGUGCACAGACAAUUGGCAUCCAUUCUGGCCGUCAAUUCAGAGAAAGGUGAGCCAAUUCAGCUUGAGGCUUCGGACCUACUUAUAUCAAACUGCAUGGACAUUGCAAAUGCCUAUCGCUCAACUUGCAUCUCGGAAGUUCUGAACAAACCAGAUGAACUGGCUGCGAUCGCUGACUACUGCAACGCCAGAAAGCAAGAUGCCCGGCGGGCAAGCGAUGAGUCCGCUGAGGUCUUUUUCACCGUCUUUGUCAAGGAGUGCGGACCUCUCACGGAGGCCUGCUCGGUCGUCAGUGUGUUCAAUCAUUCCUUCGACGUGCUACUCCUCUCCACAGGGAUUGUGAAACGCGUUUACACAAAUAAAUUGGAUCUUGUGACGUUCGAAUAUGAGGAGCCAGAGAAGGAAUAUAAAAGUAUCGCAGGUACCGGCGUUCUGCAUCUUCAGUGGAACGUCCGGCUUUCCUCCAAAGAGGAAAGUGGUACUCCUCUGAUUCCCAGCGAUCCUGCUAUCCAAAGUGCUGUACCAGCAGCCACCAAGAGCGAUCACUCGGCUGACGAGCCUACCGAGCCACCACCGUGCGGCUGUUUUCAGCAGAAGGUGAAACUCUUUGACCUCUGCCGAUGUCUCGUCGCUGUGGAUGAGGGCAAAACGGACUCCAACGAAAGCAACCGCCUUCCGAAGCUAGUGCUUCUUCUUCUGCAGGGUCGCAUUUGCUAUACUUCACCGAACUCGGCGUUUGUUGUGAAUCCUUCCGACGGGAAACGAAUUCUCAUCUUUUCAAGGUCGCUUAACCGAGCCUUGCCUAAUGACAUUGUGGCUGUGAAACUGGACGAACUUGAGCGCUGGCGAGUAAGUGCGGCCCUGUGCGUGCCCAAAAAUGCCAUCCACCGACAAAACGCGGAAAGCACACAAUACUGUCUUGAUUUUGUGCCGAGGAAAUGCGUCCUCGCUUUCUUGGAGGAAACUGAGGAGCGACCGGUUCAGAAUACGACCCCAAUAAUUCCCGCAGAAGCUGAAGAAGAAUUUCUUGAUGAGUCCAAUGACGAUGUGGACGCAAACGAUGCUAGUACCAAUAACACCAGCACAACUUCCAACUUUCAACUCUCCAUGGAGAAUCCUGGACGACGCGAAACAGCCCCCUACCCGACGGUUCGUGAGGUGCUCGAAACGUCACCUCUACUCUUCCAGAAGCUGUUCCCUGGUGCUGAACCAUCUUUCAUUUCCAGUGACCAAAAACCCCUGGAUCCACUUCCGAGUCCACACCUGCUUCGAACUGGACGGGUUGUAAGCAUUUUGGGCGAGGAUUCGGCAAGCAGACGACUGAUUGGACGCUUGGCGUUUGAGUCGGCAGUGCUGUUGCCGUCGGCCUUCGCAGAAGUGGAGCAGGAGGAUGAGUUUAUGAGGCCAAAACAGGGUGUUGUUGAAGGCGUUGAUGGUUUGCCCGUGGCUGUCCCCAACGUCAACUGUUUCCUAAUACCAGAGAAAUCUAAUUUUCCUCGGGUCAAGCUAGCCCCUUCAUCCGUCCCGGAUGAUCUUUGGGAGAAUCCCCAUAAAUCUGAGGGUGUUCGAUAUUUCUGUGAGAUCCAAAACUGGUCUCCUACGUCGACAUAUCCUAUGGGGGUUCUCUGUGGACAAAUCGGUAACCCACAGGAAAUCGAGCCAGCUACUCAGGAGAUUCUCCUGUCACACGGCAUUUACGAAAAGGAUUUCACCGAUGAAAUGGUGAAAGAAUUGCCAGCUUCGGAGGCUGACUUUGUGAUCCCCAACUACGAGUACUUGCGGAGGAGGGACUUCCGAUCCCACUGUGUUGUCUCUGUGGAUCCUUCCACUGCCAAGGAUCUUGACGAUGCCUUGCAUGUGAAGAAGAUCGCGAAAGACGUCUACGAGGUGGGGGUGCACAUUGCAGAUGUGUCUUUCUUUGUGCGUCCGCUGACUGCUUUGGAUCGGGAGGCAGCCGAUCGGACAACGUCUACAUACCUCGUCCAACGGGUUAUCCCGAUGCUUCCACCGAUCCUGUCGGAGCACUUGUGUAGUCUAAACCCAGGAGUCGAUCGGCUCGCCUUUUCUGUGGUGUUCAAAGUCGACAGGAAUGGAAAUAUUUUGGAAGUGUGGUUUGGGCGAUCGGUUAUUCGUUCGUGUGCGCGCCUCUCCUACGAGGACGCCACAGCCCUCCUAGAUACGCCCUACGAGGAACUGGAUUCCCUCAGCUCACGUAUUCCUACCCAGGAUCCCUUCACUCUGGAAAACGUGAAACGCUCCAUCACCUACUUGGAUAUGCUGGCCCAGCAGAUGCGAAAGCGACGAGUUGACAAUGGAGCACUUCUGUUGGACAAAAUCGAGUUGCAAUUUGAUCUCACUCCUAAGACCCCAGAGGACAUCCAAAAUUCGUACGUUUUGUUUUCCUUCCUUGUUAUUUCUUCUUUAAAAGGCGGCAACAAAAGUGACCAAACGCCGGGAUGGCCCCGCGGCUACACGGUGAAGCAACGCGGCCGAGCCCACUACCUCAUCGAAGAGUGGAUGCUGGCCACCAACCAGGCUGUGGCCAGGCGCCUCUUUUACGAGGCCAUCAAACGGAAGCACGAAGAGAUCUUGAAAUUUAACGAAGACGUCAAGGAGGUCAAACAAGAAACUGAAAAGACCAAAUUCCGCAGCUCCCUGGGCACGAUUUUGCGGAGACAUCCUGCCCCGAAGGCUUCAAAAAUGGAGGAGCUGGUCAGGAUCACCACCGCGGCUGCCAUCUCAAUGGACACCUCUUCGGCAGGCGCCAUGCGUGCCUCACUGGACGCGCACAUCGCUGAGCUUCGAGAAAAGAAUGUGCCCCAGCCUGACAUCGAAUGCCUUUCCACGGCUCUAAGUUACCUCACCUACAUGCGCAUGCAGAUGGCUCUCUACUUCAACGUCGAGGACGUCGUGGAUCGGGCUGUGCGCAAAGUCCGUCGUAGCGGUCAGGCCUCUUCCACCGAUGUGUCCCACGAGUCCUGGGAGGCCUCCCUAUUGCGCUUCUCUCACCACUUCGGUCUCAACGUGCCGCUUUACACGCACUUUACUUCGCCCAUUCGUCGAUACGCCGAUCUGCUGGUGCACCGUCAGCUGGCGGACCUUCUGGGGUGCGGCCACUGGUCCUGCCCGAAGGCCCCCGGCACCACCACCUCCCGGUCGCCGGUGUGCCCACCGAAGAGGCUAACCGUGCAGGCUGCCUGGUGCAAUCGAAUGCGACGCGAGACGCGCCGAGCACAGGAAGAAAGCCAGCAGCUCUUUCUGGCGGCUUGGGUUAAGUCGAACGGGUCAAUUCAGGAUAAGGCUGUAGUGCUCAAUUUUGGUGGUGGAAAAAUCCAGCUGCUCAUUCCUUCCUGCGGCCUCAUUCUUACCCAUCAGCUGCAAAAGUUUUGCCCUGCGGCGUCAACCUGGCAGAUGAGCACGCGAUGCGACCCACACGAGACUGAGCAAGGCUCUGUGAGGCGUUCGCCCCUUCUCACGGUGAAGUGGAGGGCAGACGGUGAUAGCGAACAAGGCGACACCGUGAAUCUGUCCGUCCUCUCGGUCUGUCCCGUCCAGCUAACCUGCAGCUCAAGAGGCUUUUAUGUCAAAGCCGAACUGCUCUCCCCCAAGCAGGCCGAAACAUCGACGGGCUCGUCCUGUACAGUUUAG